Molecule: messenger RNA, 1056 nt
Organism: Microthlaspi erraticum
Lineage: Eukaryota; Viridiplantae; Streptophyta; Magnoliopsida; Brassicales; Brassicaceae
Source: the annotation of a GenBank genome assembly
AUGAAGAAAUGGAUUGUGGGAGGAAUAUUUUUAGUAGCGUUGAUUGGAUUAGGAACAUGGGCUGCUAUUGUAAUGACACCUCCAUCUCCUAAGAUAUGUGGAACCCCCGGUGGACCUCCUAUCACCGCCCAGAGAAUAAAGCUCCGCGACGGCCGCCAUUUAGCCUACGAAGAACAUGGAGUUAGUCGACAAAACGCCACCUUCAAGAUCGUCUUCAUCCACGCUUUCGCCACUUUUAGACGCGACACUGUUAUCGCCAACCGUAUUAUGACUCCUGGGUUUCUUGAGAAGAACGGCAUCUACGUGGUCUCAUAUGAUCGACCUGGUUAUGGAGAGAGCGAUCCUCACUCGAGUCGCAACGAAAAGACUUUAGCUUAUGACGUUGAGCAACUCGCUGACCAAUUACAACUUGGCUCCAAGUUUUACGUGGUUGGAUACUCAAUGGGAGGCCAAGCCGUUUGGGGUGUUCUCAAAUACAUCCCUUACAGGCUCGCUGGAGCUACAAUGCUUUGUCCCGUUGUCAACUCAUGGUGGCCAAGUUUCCCUGAUAGCUUGACUUGGGAGCUGUGGAACAAACAAUCUAAAACCGAAAGGUUCUCGAUGCUCCUUAAUCACUACACUCCAUGGCUGGUCUAUUGGUGGAACACUCAAAAGAUAUUUAAACAAUCAGCUGUGAUGCAAUCAAGCCCUACGCUGUUCUCAGCGCAAGAUAUGGCUCUACUCCCGAAACUUGCCGCCAGGGUUGCUUACAAGAACCAAACGACGCAGCAAGGGAACCACGAAUCGCUGGACCGGGACUUGAUUGUGGGAUUCGGGAAAUGGGGUUUUGACCCGAUGAGGAUUGAGAAUCCGUUCCCGAAAGGUGAAGGCUCGGUGCAUCUGUGGCAAGGGGAUGAUGAUCGGCUCGUGCCGAUACAGCUACAGAGGAUCAUUCCUCAGAAACUAAGUUGGAUAAAGUAUCAUGAGAUUCCAGGUGCUGGUCAUUUGUUCCCAAUGGCUGAUGGGAUUGCUGAAACUGUCUUGAAGGAGCUUUUGCCUAUUCCCCAAGCAUCUUAA